AAGUUAAAGGGGUAUAUAUAUAUAUAUAUAUAUAUAUAUAUAUAUAUAUAUAUAUAUAUAUAUAUAUAUAUAUAAAAUAAUCAAUGUUAACGUAUUCAUAAACAGAGCUACCACCUUUCCGGGCAACAACCAUAUUCCACAUUAAAAAUACUAACAGCCUAAAAGCAACAACAUAAAGCAAUGGGGGACGAUUUUGUUGAAGCUUUUUCAAAUAUGAAUUUGGAACAGAAUCGCAGACGCAAACGUGGUCGCGGGCGAGAAAGACCCAAUAAACUCUAUAUUCUAAGAGGUCUUCCCGGAUCAGGAAAAUCCCAUUUAGCAAGAGAAAUAAAAAAUCAGUUUGGCUCUGCAGAAAUAUUAAGCACAGAUGACUAUUUCAUAAAUGAAGAUGGAGAGUAUAUAUUUCGCGGAUAUUUACUGAAACAAGCACAUGCAUGGAACAGAGAGAGAGCAAGAAGUGCAAUGGAAGAAGGACUGUCUCCGGUUAUCAUUGACAAUACCAACAUCCAUGCCUGGGAAAUGAAACCAUACGUAUCCAUGGCUCUUGAAUAUGACUAUCAAGUUAUUUUCAGAGAACCAGAAACAAGCUGGAAAUGGAAUGUUCACAAAUUGCACAGAAAAACUGGAAAUGGGGUCCCUUUAGGUACAAUCCAAAGAAUGCUGAAUGAUUUUGAAGAGGUGUCAAAUAUACAUGAGGUGUUGAAUUCCCAAAAGCCUAGGAGAUAUUACCAAGGAGAAGACUACUGGAGUUAAAUCACAGAAGUGGAUAUCGACCAAUCAAUAUUUAGGAACUGUGGAUAUCGACCAAUCAAUAUUUAGGAAUAAUUAGAAUUCACUGAAUUUAUAAUCUAACAUUUACUGACUGUUAUUUACUCAGACACCUAUCCUGCUUGCCUAUUCACAUUGUUUGCUUGCUGAUUUAAGAGCAUUAAAUCUAUAGAUAUUCUAUAGAUAUAAAUUACGCAAUUGAUGACUGCAUUCUUUUCCAUUCAAUGGAUAUUUACAUUGAAGCAGAUACAUUAUCUGAAUAUUAUUGAUUGCUGAAAAGUAGUGUACUGAUUUAUUCUAUUUUGAUACUAUCUUCUUUUCUACUUUUGUACCCUGUCUAUUUUCAAAAAUAUUCUGUUAAAAUUCUUAAAAGAUA
Molecule: messenger RNA, 1144 nt
Organism: Polyodon spathula (Mississippi paddlefish)
Lineage: Eukaryota; Metazoa; Chordata; Actinopteri; Acipenseriformes; Polyodontidae
Product: NEDD4-binding protein 2-like 1
Exons: 5
Coding region: 181-753 (190 amino acids)
Source: RefSeq, a predicted model, not a curated record